This is a messenger RNA of Racocetra persica, 152 nucleotides long. The record is from the annotation of a GenBank genome assembly. Lineage: Eukaryota; Fungi; Glomeromycota; Glomeromycetes; Diversisporales; Gigasporaceae.
AUGAAACAAAACCAAUCCACAUCAAAUGAUGAAAUAGAGAUUGAACAUCAAGCAACGAAAGAUGUCGAUGAUCAGAUUGUUAAAGACAAUAGUUUGCCAUCGUCUAACGGUACUUUAUUACAUGGAAUUGAAUUAUAUUUAGUUGUUUUUAG